Messenger RNA from Anopheles maculipalpis, 327 nucleotides. RefSeq names its product protein PDF. Lineage: Eukaryota; Metazoa; Arthropoda; Insecta; Diptera; Culicidae. Gene Ontology annotation, biological process: response to light stimulus. The record is from RefSeq and is a predicted model, not a curated record. Gene Ontology annotation, cellular component: extracellular region. Gene Ontology annotation, molecular function: hormone activity. The coding region runs from base 3 to 326 and encodes 107 amino acids. The transcript is spliced from 2 exons.
ACAUGAUGGCAAAAGUUAGUGCGGCUUGUGUGCUUCUGGUUUGCCUGUGGCUCAGAGCGAGCACAGCCCUGCCAGCGUUUGAAGAUGACCGCGAUUUGGAUAGAGAACUUUAUAUCCGCCAGCUCGCCGAAUGGUUAGCCGAUCAGUCAACAGAUUUCCUAAACGAUCUUACCAACUUCCCACCCUGCCGACCGUGCAGCAGUAGCUACAGCGAACACCGCCAACCCAUAGCCGUCGUCCAGAGGGCACCGUACGCGAAACGUAACUCCGAGCUCAUCAACUCUCUGCUAAGCCUGCCGAAAACGAUGAACGAUGCUGGCAAGUAAA